Linum tenue is the source of this 1391-nucleotide messenger RNA. NCBI's taxonomy places the organism in Eukaryota, Viridiplantae, Streptophyta, Magnoliopsida, Malpighiales, Linaceae. The record is from the annotation of a GenBank genome assembly.
AAAAUAUGCCCUUGCUUUCAGAACCGCCACAUCGAGCGCUGUAACAGAAAGCUCCAGCCGCCAACUCGUUUCUUUCUUCCCCGAUUCGAUUCCUUUUCUCCGAUCAAGCAUGGGUCACAAUAAGCCGAGGCGUUUCAAAACCAACUAUUCAGAUCAUCGAGUGGAGUCCCGCAGAACCAACAUCCAGCCCGAUAGGGAAGAUGAGUCUCUUCCCCACGAUCAAGCUCCUGAAGAAGAAGCAGCGGCUCCCACAGUCCAACUUGCAAUGUGGGAUUUUGGUCAAUGUGACGCUAAAAGGUGCACAGGGCGCAAGCUUGCAAGAUUUGGCUUUUUGAAAGAGAGUAUCUACUUCACUCCUUUUUACCAUUUUGAUUUCGUUCUUUUGUUUGGAUAGUGUAUCUGCUAUAUGUUGAACUGUAUUAUAGUCUAAUGAGCUCGAUGAAAGUGUGCAUCUUGCAAGUGGAUUCCAAAUGCUGUUAACACUUGCUUUUGGACAACCUAAUGCAGGAGCUACGUGUGAACAGUGGUUUCGGCGGCGUUGCUCUGAGUCCUGUUGGGACUCAGUGUGUAUCUAAGGAAGACCUUGAGUUAAUUAAGAGGAAAGGACUGGCUGUUGUGGAUUGCUCUUGGGCACGUUUGAGUGAUGUACCCUUCGUGAAACUGCGAUGCCCUGCUCCUCGCUUGUUGCCAUGGCUAGUUGCAGCAAAUCCAGUAAAUUAUGGACGACCUUGUCAACUAUCUUGUGUAGAAGCACUAGCUGCAGCUUUAAUAAUAUGUGGGGAAAUGGAAUCAGGACACUUGUUGCUGGGCAAGUUCAAAUGGGGUCAUGCUUUUCUUUCUCUCAACAGUGAACUUCUGAAGGCUUACUCUGGUUGCUCAACUGGUGCUGAAAUGAUUUCAGUUCAAAAUGAGUGGCUUUCCGAACAGACUCGGGUUCCCAAAGCUGUCCCAGAAGUUGAAGGAGCAGCAGGAUCAAGCAAAGGACACCGGGAAGACGACGACGACGACGAGGAAGAUGAUGAUGAUGAGGAUGAUGGGCUCCCACCACUUGAGAAGAACAUGAAUCACUUGAGCUUCAAUGGAAGUGAUGGAGAAAGUGAUGAAGACUUGUAGACGAAUCAAGUGCUUUGUGUUGGACAGUGGAAGUGUAACUUGAGUGAAAAGAAACUUCCUUUCUUCACUUAUAUAUCUUUUAUAUAUAUGCUUGGUUCCUAUCUUUUAAGUUACUCGUCAGUACUACUUGACAGUGAGGACCCUCCAAGGAGUUAACUUGUCUGUAUUAAGGAAGUUUUACUCUUUCAAUGAAUUCGGAUUGAAACUGUAGAGCCUAAACUUUUCACAUAAUCGCAUGUAUUAGCUACGGUUUAGAUGCUAUUUUACAUUGAUCACCC